Molecule: messenger RNA, 1290 nt
Organism: Pistacia vera
Lineage: Eukaryota; Viridiplantae; Streptophyta; Magnoliopsida; Sapindales; Anacardiaceae
Product: probable WRKY transcription factor 17
Exons: 3
Coding region: 113-1138 (341 amino acids)
Biological process (GO): regulation of DNA-templated transcription
Molecular function (GO): DNA-binding transcription factor activity; sequence-specific DNA binding
Source: RefSeq, a predicted model, not a curated record
UCCCUUGUUCAUUUCUCCCUUACUCUGCUCUCAAAAACCUUUAGCUUUUCUCUCAAGGGUUCUAUGAAUUGUUGAUCUUUUUGACAAAUCAUCCAUCUUUAAAAGCUUCGUAAUGGCGGUGGAGCUGAUGGGCUUUCCGAGGAAGAUGGACGAUCAGAUGGCUAUACAAGAAGCUGCUUCACAAGGACUCCAGAGCAUGGAACACUUGAUCCGUCGCAUGUCUCAUCGUCAAUCAUCAAAUCACAUGGAUUGUACUGACCUUACUGAUCUAACCGUUUCUAAGUUUAAAAAGGUUAUUUCUCUCCUUAACAGGACCGGUCACGCCCGCUUCCGACGUGGACCGGUUCUCUCUUCACCCUCUUCAUCGUCUUCCUCUGGAGCAGCAGCUUCUCACUCUGUUCCUUACACUCAACAAAACCUAUCCCUAUCUCCCACUCCGAUAACAACUCCGGCGACCGUGGUUCCGGCCCCCGCGAGUUUCGUCCAGUCACAGCCGCAAAGUUUGACUCUUGACUUUACCAAACCUAGUUUGUUUAACUCUAAUGUCAAAAGCACCGAACUUGAGUUUUCAAAAGACAGCUUUUGCAUGUCUUCAAACUCCUCGCUUAUGUCCUCGGCUAUAACCGGAGACGGCAGCGUUUCGAACGGGAAGCAAGGAGGAUCGUCGAUCUUCUUGGCUCCGUCAGUACCAACUGUUUCCGCCGGGAAACCGCCUCUCUCAUCACAGCCUUACAAGAAGAGAUGCCACGAUCAUCAUGAACACUCAGAUGAUUUCUCUGGAAAGUUCUCCGGAUCUACCAACGGCAACGGAAAGUGCCACUGCUCUAAGAGAAGGAAAAAUCGGGUGAAGAAAACGAUUCGAGUGCCAGCUAUUAGUUCGAAAAUUGCCGAUAUUCCGCCGGAUGAGUAUUCUUGGAGAAAGUAUGGUCAAAAGCCGAUCAAGGGCUCUCCUUACCCACGCGGUUACUACAAGUGCAGUACGAUGAGAGGUUGCCCAGCGAGGAAACACGUGGAGAGGGCCCCUGAUGAUCCGGCGAUGUUAAUUGUAACGUACGAGGGGGAGCACCGUCAUGUUCAAAGCGCGAUGCCGGAGAACAUUAUCCCAGCUGGUGUGGGGUUGGUCUUUGAGUCAACGUAAGAAAAAUGAAUAAAAUAAAGAGAAAAAAGGAAAGUGGGUGGAAAACCGAUAAAGAAAGAAAGAAAGGCGUAGACUUUUGUAAUAUCGAAGUAGUUGAGGGAGUUUAAUGUAAAAAUUUCUUUUUUUUUCUUUUUUUGGUGGUGGAGAAGGAG